AUGCGUACUUCUAUUGUUAUUCUUUUGGUUUGCCUUGCUGGUGUCUACUCCAAUCCUUGGACUUCUAACUACUCUAGUCCUUCAGACCUUGUCUACAUGUCUACAAACUCAAUUAAUUCUGUAAAUUUCUCCACUCUUUCUCCCUCACUUGAUUCUUCAUACUAAGCCUACACCUAAGAAGGUGGUCCUCUUGGAUACAUGGGUCCUCUUGGUCCUUUUGGUCCUCUUGGAUUACUUGGUCCAAUUGGUGAUAAUAGCUGGAAUGUUUCCCAAAUGGUUAGUGGCAUUGACUGGAGCAAAUAUUCUUAAUUUAUUACAAUUAAAGGUGGUCCUCUUUCAAAGGAUGGUCCUCUCGGUCAUAAGGGUCCUUUGAGUGCUGAUAUUUAUACUGGAAAAAUUGAACCAGGCAAGAGUCUCUUUGAAAAUAAUAGCUUUGCUUAGCACUUAAGAGCUCUUGGUAUCUUCUCUUCUCUUGGUCCCAUCGGACCUCUUGGAGCACUUGGUCCCUUAGGUCCCCUCGGUCCUAUUGGUGGUCACGGUUUCUAAGCUACUAGUGAUGGUCAAUUUGUUGAUAGUCAUGGUCAAGUUUAAAGAACUAUCACAGUCGAUUAUGAUGGCUAAACUAAAAGAACUUACAGCCUUUUUGAAGCUUAUACCUCCGAAUUUGCUAAGAAAAACCCUAAAGUUCUUGAUACCAGCUUUAUGAUACUUGGCACAGUUGAUGAUUUUGAUUCUAGUAAAUUAGAAAAAUAUACAUUUAUUUCUAACGAAGAUCAAAUAGUUACAAUUGUAGUUAUUCCUGAAAAAUCUCUUGAUGACUUCUCUCUUGGCCUUUAUGACUAAAAUGGCAAGCUUAUUGCUACUUCUGAUAACUUUGCAUUAGUUGAAACCAUUACCAUAAAAGCUAAGAAAGGUUAAAAGCUCACUGCUUCCAUCAAGCUCUCUUCAAGUUCUCAAAUUCUUUCCAAGACAUAUAGACUUAUUGUAACUGGAUCUACUUCUUACCUCAAUAUGAACAACGUUUCUGGAAAUCACUAAUAUCAAUAUUACUAAGGUGCCUAAUCUAGUAAAUUCGGAAAAAGCAUCAAGGUCAAUUACCUUAGAUCUGCAUGA
This is a messenger RNA of Tetrahymena thermophila SB210, 1113 nucleotides long. RefSeq lists its product as hypothetical. The transcript is spliced from 2 exons. Lineage: Eukaryota; Ciliophora; Oligohymenophorea; Hymenostomatida; Tetrahymenidae. The record is from RefSeq and is a predicted model, not a curated record.